GCACCAACCGGAGGGUUGCACGGCUCUCCCCGUAGAUUUGUUUGCGCUUAAUUCCGCGCGACCUCCUCCGCCCUCCUCGUCUCGUGACCCGCUGCCUCUGGAGAGAGAGGGAAGAGAGGAGGGAGCGAGCGAGCGGUAGUCUCACCACCACCACCACCACCCCACCCCACACCACCCCCCACGACACGCCACAACACCAACACCAACCGUCGCCGGCCACAUUUAAUCUCGCACCACCACCACCGCCGCCGCGCGCCCCGGCGACUGAUCCCCACGGACGGAGCGCGAUCCCGCCGGACGCCAGGCCGGAGGAGGAGAAGGGAUAGGCAGACACGCAGAUUGAGAGAGAGGGGGCGGGGCGCGGGGCGCGAUGAUGGAGACCAAGCCGCCGUUGCCGGGGAGCGGGGGGCCAUCGCCGGGGGUGCACCACCACAGGCGGUGGGCGGCGCCACUGCUGGCGUCCGUGCUGCUCUCCUCCCUUCUCAUCUCGGCCUCCCUCUUCUUCUCCUCCUCGCGGGCGCUGCUCCUCUCCUUCUCCCCGCUCCCGUCCGCGGCCUCCGCGGAGCCGCUCUUCGUCGAGGCCAAGCUGCGGCAGCAGCAGCAGGAGGCGCACGCCCGCCCGCACCGCGCCGUGCCCAGGAUCGCAUACCUCGUGUCCGGCUCCGCCGGGGACGGGGUCGCGCUGCGCCGGACGCUCAGGGCGCUCUACCACCCGGCCAACCGCUACGUCCUGCACCUCGACCUCGAGGCGCCCGCCGCCGAGCGCGCCGAGCUGGCCGCCGCCGUGCGCGCCGACCCCGUCUACUCCCGCUUCCGCAACGUCAAGGUCGUCACGCGCGCCAACCUCGUCACCUACCGGGGCCCGACCAUGGUGGCCAACACGCUGCACGCCGCCGCCAUCCUCCUGCGCGACGGCGGCGAUUGGGACUGGUUCAUCAACCUCUCCGCCUCCGACUACCCCCUCGUCUCGCAGGACGAUCUGUUGUAUGUGCUCUCUGGCUUGCCAAGGGAGCUUAACUUCAUCGAGCAUACCAGUGACAUCGGAUGGAAGGAGUAUCAGAGGGCAAAGCCUGUGAUCGUCGACCCCGGCCUAUAUAGCCUGCAGAAGUCUGAUGUUUUCUGGAUUACGGAGAAAAGAAGUGUGCCAACCGCAUUCAAGCUCUUCACUGGCUCUGCAUGGAUGAUGCUUACUCAUCGGUUUAUUGAAUACUGCAUAUGGGGAUGGGACAAUCUUCCGAGGACUGUCCUGAUGUAUUAUGCGAAUUUCCUCUCUUCGCCAGAGGGUUACUUCCACACAGUCAUCUGCAAUGUCCCCGAGUUCCGGAACACCACAGUCAACCAUGAUCUACAUUUCAUUUCCUGGGAUAACCCACCAAAGCAACAUCCUCAUUACCUCACCCUCAAUGACUUUGACGGUAUGCUUGACAGCAAUGCUCCCUUUGCAAGGAAGUUUGGAAGAGAGGAUCCUGUCCUAGACAAGAUUGAUCAGGAAAUACUGGGCCGUCAACCUGAUGGGUUUGUGCCCGGUGGAUGGUUGGAUAUUUUGAAUACAACAGUGAAAGGGAAACACUUCAGCGUCGAGCGUGUGCAAGAUCUCCGCCCGGGGCCUGGUGCGGACAGGAUAAAGAAACUCGUGACAGGCCUGCUCACCGAGGAAGGCUUCGACGACAAGCAUUGCGUAUAAAAAGCUUGAUGAUUCCAGGGUAGGUUACUUUGGUCAAAAUCUGAGGGGUUGAGCCACUAGCUAGUCAUUCUACUAGCCGAAGAAGCGGCACAUAGUGUCGACGAUCCGCACGGAUGGAGUGAUCUGAUAGGUGUUCCUUAUAGACUACCACUUUGAGUUGAGUUACCGUACAGCAGGAGACCACGGCCGCCGUAGCAGGCAGAGUUUAUACACCACUAAUAGCUCAUUAGGUUAUGUUAGAAGAUUAUAUCAGCCCAACCAUUAUUAAUAAUAUCGGAAUUUUUCGGUCUCUCGGCGCUGCUGGCUGUCGUCGAAGGUGGUCCGUUCUUCCUGUAGAAACCACAGGGCCCGAGCCAUCAGCGAAUGAGAUUUCGUUGUAUUAAUUGUGGAUUCCUCGGGGCAAACUUCUACGUUUUGGUUGCGUACAUGUAUUCUUUGAUUUCUUUUCCUUCUCCCACGGCUGAGUAUACAAAAUUGUCUUAUGCACUGUUUCCUCUCUUCCUUUGGUAAAUAUGCACACUAAGUUUUUGUUGGAGCUUAAA
Molecule: messenger RNA, 2226 nt
Organism: Triticum aestivum (bread wheat)
Lineage: Eukaryota; Viridiplantae; Streptophyta; Magnoliopsida; Poales; Poaceae
Product: beta-glucuronosyltransferase GlcAT14A
Exons: 4
Coding region: 371-1684 (437 amino acids)
Cellular component (GO): membrane
Molecular function (GO): glucuronosyltransferase activity
Source: RefSeq, a predicted model, not a curated record